This is a messenger RNA of Rhagoletis pomonella (apple maggot), 300 nucleotides long. RefSeq names its product protein Lilipod-like. The record is from RefSeq and is a predicted model, not a curated record. Lineage: Eukaryota; Metazoa; Arthropoda; Insecta; Diptera; Tephritidae. Gene Ontology annotation, biological process: signal transduction. The transcript is spliced from 2 exons. The coding region runs from base 31 to 300 and encodes 89 amino acids. Gene Ontology annotation, molecular function: transmembrane signaling receptor activity.
UUCUAUUCGUAGAUAUUUCUGCUGCUAUUAAUGUUGUUGUAUCUAGCCUCCUAUGCGCUGGUGUCACGCUUUCGUCGUAAAGAUCGUGACGAUCUCUUCUCCACAGAUGAAGAUGAAGUGCUCGUCUAUCGCAUAAGUUCCUGGUUGUGCACAUUUUCGAUGGCGAUCGCCGUGGGCGCAGCACUUCUGUUGCCGAUUUCAAUAGCCAGCAAUGAAAUUUUGUUGCUGUACCCCAACAGCUACUACGUGAAAUGGUUGAAUAGCUCUCUUAUACAAGGUAAAUUCUUAACUGAUUCGUAA